Betta splendens (Siamese fighting fish) is the source of this 6959-nucleotide messenger RNA. Its product is annotated as general transcription factor 3C polypeptide 1. The record is from RefSeq and is a predicted model, not a curated record. NCBI's taxonomy places the organism in Eukaryota, Metazoa, Chordata, Actinopteri, Anabantiformes, Osphronemidae. Gene Ontology annotation, biological process: transcription initiation at RNA polymerase III promoter; 5S class rRNA transcription by RNA polymerase III. The transcript has 40 exons. Bases 257 to 6778 code for a protein of 2173 amino acids. Gene Ontology annotation, molecular function: DNA binding. Gene Ontology annotation, cellular component: transcription factor TFIIIC complex.
GUUCAAAGUUGAAUUGUGACGCAAGGACGCAUUAGUUGACGGGCGCAUACAGAUGAAACAAGUUUUCCUUAUUUCAUAUUGAUUUCAAUGUAUUAACACAUUCGUCUGCGAAACACGCUAUUUUAUUCUCUGGUGGGUUUGUGAGCUCGCAGCGGCUACACGGGCAGCUACCCAGCCCAAUGAGCUAGCUGCUAGCUGUCGGCUUAUGACGUUAGCAUGUUAGCUAGCGCAGCUAACAACGGCAACCGUGGCAGCUAUGGAUCCGCUGAGCAUCGUCGAGGAUGAAGUAGCUUUAGAGGGUUUGGACGGCAUCACGAUUUUCAGUCUGUGGAUACGACUGGAAAACAGGAAGCCCAAGUUUCCCCUUAAACUAGACGAAUGCACCAAGGAAUUUGUCUGGAAGUCACUUUUAAGCAACGCCGAGUUGACUUUUUUUGAGCUGCCUCAGGAGAGAGAAGAUGUUGUGCUGUUUGACAGGUGUAAAGACGUUGACCCAGACACUGGCGUUGAGAAGGCACGUCCGUUCUCAGAUGCAGAUAAAGAUAUAUACCCAGUCCAUAUCAUUGUCGAAAACAAGGAUGGCAUCCAGGGCUCAUGCGCCCUUUUCACGCAGAGGAAGGACAUCACAAAGAAUGUCCGCUCCAAGUCCCUCACCCCACUGGUCACCUUGGACGAGGCUGUGAAAAGAUAUGGCAGAAAACUUGUCGCAGUGGCAUCUCAGACGUUGCGCUUCAGAACACUGAUUGGUAGCGAGAGUGACCCAGAUUUAAAACUCAGCGACGACUCUUACUGUUUGUUGGAAAGAGUCGGCCGAUCACGCUGGGAAGGAGAGCUACAGAGGGAUCUGCAUGGAAACUCUUUCAAGACUGAUGCUCGAAAGUUGCACUACAUGAGGAAAGCUCUUGUCAAGCAUGGACUUAUUCGCAUGCAGUCUCAUGUCACACGGCUGAAGUCGGGAAAUCAGCAGUACUCCAUUCUACUGCAGCUGAAACGCUUCCACAUUUUGAGGAGGAGUAAGUAUGAUAUACUUACAGAGCGUGUGUCCAACAUUCUCCAGCAGUUACCCGGCCAGUUUGCCACCAUGGUCGUACUCAAAAACCACCUUAAUUUAACUGAGUGUUCAUUUAAGCGUCUGCUAAAUUACAUGCGAUCAUCCAAGUUGAUUCAGUUUGUUAAGUACCCUCUAGAAGACUUGGAUCCCGCCGCAGGACCGUGCACCACUAGAACCGGUAAUAAAGUCCGUGUGCACUGUGUGAAGCUGCUCAAACCGUAUGCAAGAAAGGGUGCUGGUGAAGAUGAUGACGAUGAUGACGACGACGAUGAGGAAAAUGAUACACAAGGAAGAACAGCUUUCCCGACAGAGGGCCGAAUCAUGGAGAAGGAUGUUCUGUCACAGGCCUAUAGCCUGAUUUCAUCCUGUGGCACGAAGGGAAUCCCCCAGACUGGUAUCGGAUUUAGAAUGAACAUUGGUAAACUGGAAUCACGUAUGAUCUGUCGAACCCUGGAGAGAGAUGGUUUAAUUAAGGGAUUCUUGGUGGAUGAGGGACGACAGAGGACUACAAAAUUUAUAAGCCACAAGUGUGUGGGUGUGAGUGAUCAAUUCCAGCUCUUUGCAAAGGAGCAGGAACGAAGCAAGGUCCUCUCGUCUUCUGCAGUGCAGGCAUCAGACACCCCCCCAGCCACCCCUAAGACGCCAACAACCUCAGGAGCAAGUGCCAAAACGUCUGCAAGAAAGAAGAAAUCAGGUAAAACGCCAGACUGCAGUGAGUCCAAAGCUGAUAAAACCCCUGAUUGGAUGAAUGUCUCCUCAGCAGAACAAGCUCCAGUUGAAGAGGACGAAACUCGUAACCCAGCUCCUGCCACCCCGGAGCCUCAGAGCGAGGUGCCGAAUGCAGAUGUCAACUCAGGAGACACUGUGGUUGUCAGAGAUGUAGACGAGCUGAAGAUAUCCAGCAUAACAAUAUCCAAAAAGUCUUUGGAGAAGACUCACGAGACGUAUCGCUUGUUGAAGAGGAAAAAUCUGAUCAUUGAGGCCAUCCAGAACCUUAAAAUUAUAGAGGGUCUUUUCCAGCUUCAGAAGAUGAUCAACGAUGAGGAGAGGCAGAGCGGAUUAAGCUCCAAGUGUUGCCGGAAAACAAUUUUGCGUCUUGUCAACAGUUUGCGCAGGGAAGGAUUGCUUAAGAUUUUCACUACCACCGUCAUAGUGGACGGGAUCACCAAGAAGGUAGAGAUGGUCGCUCAUCCAUCCAUUCAACACACUGAUGACAUCGUGAACAGAGUCAUAGAUCAGGUUCGCUUCAGGAUCUCCAGCUCUGACUCAGCCAUUCGCAUGCAGACUCAAGAGAAAGAGAAAGAACAGAAACAAGCAUCUGAUGAGAACACGUCCAGCUCUUCUAAAUCCAUGGGAAACCAGGCUGUCAAGAAAAGUGCAGGGGUCAAAAAAUAUGAAAAAUUCCAACCUACCACAGUUAAAGGAUUGGGCAAGACUUGGGGCUUCCAGCCUAAGAUGUAUCGGAUGCGCGUGGUUCAUGCCUUCCUCUAUUACCUGAUUUACGACCACCCGCUGAGAGACAAAUCCACUGGUUUAGCCUCCACCGGCUCAACAACAGAAAACCUGCACAGCUCCAAUCCUGAUGCCAAGCACCCAGACACCGCUGAAAUAGAGAAAAGCUCCAAUCUUGAUGGGAAGCACCCAGACACCACUGAAAAAGAGAAAAGCUCCAAUCUUGAUGGGAAGCACCUAGACACCACUGAAAAAGAGAAAAGCUCCAAUCCUGAUGCCAAGCACCCAGACACCGCUGAAGAACAGAACCUGAACAAUACACAGCCUUCUAAAAAUGCUGCCUCUGUGGAACCAGAAACGGCACAUGCUUCCAGUCGGGAUGUGGCAUCAGGUGAUGAAGAGGUGGAGCAGACGAAAAAGGUCACACCUGAAAAUCAGUCUGAUCUGAAAGUUUAUGCUGAUGAAGACUCAUGGAAGAGGUUCAUCCCUCCUGUCCAUGUGCACAGAGACUAUGGCAGCGGCUGGGCAAUGGUUGGAGACAUUCUCCUCUGCCUGCCUCUGUCCAUCUUCAUUCAGGUCAUACAGAUCAAUUAUGAGGUGGAGGGACUGGAAGACUAUCUCAAAGACCCGGUGAAGCAGCACUAUCUUGUUAGUGCUCUGCCUCCCAAAAUGAGAAGACAGCUGCUGUUUAAGCGGAAAUACAUUUUCUCAUUUCACGAAACCUUGCAAAAGUUGGUCUAUAUGGGUCUGCUUCAGUUCGGUCCUGUGGAGAAAUUCCAAGACAAAGACCUGGUGUUUCUGUUCUUGAAACGCAAAGCCACGAUCGUGGACACCACCAACGCUGAACCUCACUACUGGCUCGUCACAGAGUUGCCUGACAAACCCUUUGAGAGGCGCCGGUACUUAUUCAACAGCACUGACGAUGUGGAAAACUACUGGUUUGACCUGAUGUGCGUCUGCCUCAAUACUCCACUGGGGGUGAUCCGUGGCAAGAGAAAUGCUACAGAAGUGGAAGCUGCACCUUCAUUUGUGCGUGAACGUAAUGUGUUUGUUGGAUUAGCCUACAUGCUAAGGGGAAACAGUGAAGUGUGUGACGAUGGGCUGAUACCAGGAGAUGGUAAAGGAGCAGGAGGUCUCCACUCUGAAUUCUUUGCUCAUCUUAAACGUAACUGGUAUUGGACCAAUCACCUGCUUGCUCACAAAAAGCCGCCAUCUGGUUCGGAAGCGCCAGAGUCUAAAGUCAGACUGAGGAGCCUGCUCACUAAAAACGCUCUCAGGAUUGCACUUACAGCUGGAGGAACGACCUCACCACGUUGUGUGACCACCAAGCAGUCAGUAAUGCCACAAAAUGUUGAGGUUGGUGUCGAGUCUGCUUCCAGAAAUGAGCAGGUGGUCGGAGGAAAGAGACAGAAGAGGAAGAGAAGCAAAAAGGAGGUUGUUAAGGUCCAACGGAAGAAGAAGAAGAAAGAGCCCAAGAAACGAACCCCUGCCCAUGACGAGGCCGACCACAAAGCUUUGAAGAUGAUGACGAGGCAUCGAGUGUGUUGGUCCGUACAAGAAGACUCGCUCAUGAUGCUCUGCUGCGUGGCCUCAGACCUGUUCAACAGCAAGCUGGAGAGGCCGUUCGUACCGUGGUGUGUGGUGAGAGACCUGCUUCAUGCUGAGUUUGACAUAUCGGCAGAUAAAACCUCUCUCGCUGUCGGGCGCCGCUCACGGCACAUUCUGAAGAAUCCUCAGACACGGCUGAACUACAGGAUCUGUCUGGCUGAGGUGUACCAGGACGAACUUCUGAUGAAGGAACUGGAGCAGAAGAAGCCUGCUGAUCCCAACAAACCAGAGGAUUGUGCUGCAGCGUUCUCCGAGUACGCCAGGCUGCUCAGACUCAAGUUCAGGUCUGCCAUGAGCGUCCAUGAUUGGAUCAUCCCUGACACGAAGGAGGAGCUUUUCACACGGUUUAUGGUUUCCACAAUAGAAAGUGGGAAGUGUAUUUCCUGCAAAGAUGUUCUUAGUUGCAAAGAAGACAUUCAUGCCAUAGUGCUGCAUAAUUUAAUUCAGAGCACUCUGGCCAUGACCAACAAUCAGAUGAAGUCCUCAAGGUCCUUUCAGACCUUCCUCACUUACAGUAAGUACAACCAGGAGAUGCUGUGUCAAGUGUUCCUACAGUGCAAGAAGAGGGGUCUGGUCAACCGGCGCCGUGUCGGUCAGCAAUUCGGACCAAAGAAGAACCGAUCGCUGCCCAUCCUGCCAAUGUCCUAUCAGCUGUCUCAUUCCUACUACAGAUGCUUUUCCUGGCGUUUUCCUUAUACACUCUGCACUGAUUCUUUCCACUUCUUGAGGAGUUUAAUUAACAACGGGAUACGAGAUGACAGACCUUUUACUUCGUUUUACCAUGAGACUGAAUACAGGACACUGAGAGCAGAAGAGGAGAAGAAAGCAGAGGAAAUAGGAGAGAAACAAGACGGAGGAGAGCCAGAGAAGACAAACACCAAAUUAACAAAUGAAGGAGGAAAUGAGUUGAUGGGGGUUGGUGGGAAGACAUCAGAGGAACAGACAAACUCAGGGGAAACACUCACAGACGGCGGUCCAGGAGCUGAGGCUCCAACCUCAGGCACAUCACCUCCAACUCCACAGGCUCCUCCUGAUGUGACAGACAUGUUGCAGUUCUCUAUAAACUCUGCAGGUGGCGCUUGUGUCGUUUCUCUCAGCCUGAUGACUCUGGGACUGCUGAGCGUGUCUGUUUCCAUACCAAAGCAGAUGGUGGUGGUAGACAGCAGCCUGGUGGACAAAGAUGUAGUCAAGAGUUUGGUAACACUGGAGGAAGACGAUGACGAUGACGAUGAAGGUGGGGAUUGUGACGGGCGAAAGAAGUUAGAAGUGAAGGCUCAUCAAGCAUCGCACACCAAAUACCUGAUGAUGCGAGGACACUGCUGCCCCGGCAUAGUAAAACUGCGUAACCUCAAUACUAAUGACAACAUUGUGGUGGAGUCGUGUGUAAUGAGGCUGCAGCUGCGUAACACACCUGCUCACAGCUUAUUCUGCUCAGAUAGUUUUGUACCGCUGGACUUGACUAAGUGUGGUCCGUCCCUGUUGCCCUCCGUCCUCACCUACUCCCUCGGUAAUUUCAGUUCUCCUCCCAACGUGGAGGAGUUAGAAACACGUUUAAUUCAAGGACGAGGCUACACUCCUCAGGACAUCGAGGCGUGUGCACGGCUCAGGAGGAGCUUGGAUGAAGCUGGUGUGAAUGGCCUGGAUAUAAACCACCUGUAUGAGGCUCACGCACGCGUAGAGGAGCCGCAGUCUGGAUGCAGCAGGAGCCUGCAGCAGUGCGUGAAGGAUUUGCAAGAAGAAGGUCAGAUAAUAAAAGUUGGGAGUCUGGGCGAGCGUUGGGUCCUCGUCCAGCACGCUGAACCGUGGCUGCUGACCAUAAACUCCAAGCAGCGGCCCCAGUCACUGUCCAAGUCUGAUGGACUCAGCCUUUUGAAGAGUCGGCACAACAUCCCCUUCAUGCGCAAGAGAUGCAAGCGAGACUCCCCAGAGCAAACGGAGGAACCGGCGGCCAAAAGGUUGGCUGUGGACCCGGAGAUGGACGACAGGGAGACAGGAGAUACAGGAGAUACUGCAGAGACAACAGCUGGCGAGGAACAGCAGAGGGAGCAAACAGCUGAGGGAGGUGGAGAUGCACAGGUGGAUGUAGAAAUGGACAGAACAAUGCAAACGGAGCCCAGUGAGAUAGAAGAGAAGGCGGGAGAAGAAGAGAAGGUGGAAAAUAAGGCAUCGCGGGAAGAAAAAAUGCAGCUGAGAUCAAGGAAAGGAGCAAUAAAUGAAGGUUCAGAGAAACCCGAGCCUCCCCUGACUGGAUCAGAUGAUCAGGAUGAUGAGGAGCAGGUGAGCUUCAUCAGCCGGCCGUGGCGCUUGGUGGAUGGGAAGGUCAACCGGCCGGUGUGUAAGGGCAUGUUGGAGGCGGUCCUUUAUCACAUCAUGUCCCGGCCUGGACUCACGCAGCAGACGCUGAUGCAGCAUUACACAGACGUGCUGCAGCCCGUGGCCUUGCUGGAGCUUGUGCAGGCACUUCUCGACUUGGGCUGCGUGACCAAAAGAACCCUUCGUAAAAGUCCCAAGGCUUCACUGUUUUCCUGCUCUGUGAACCAAACAAGUGGGACAGGAGCACAGAUGGAGGAACCAGAUGCUGUGUUCUAUGAGCCCACCGUCAGCUGCUGCCUGCGGCUCAGUCAGCUGCUGCCAAACGAGCGGCACUGGAACCAGUGUGAACCAUGAACUGGACCCUGCAGAACCUGCACAGCAUCAGACUGACUGCCGUUGGAGUAGUUUUACUACGUUCUCUUCACCUUUUACAAUUGUCUUGGUUCAUUUUGGUUCUGUUACCAAAGCUUUAGUCUUGAAUUUUGUAUUUGGUUUGGUUUUCAUGUAUAAAUAAAAAUCUGUUCCAUUACAUGCA